Molecule: messenger RNA, 19079 nt
Organism: Pimephales promelas (fathead minnow)
Lineage: Eukaryota; Metazoa; Chordata; Actinopteri; Cypriniformes; Leuciscidae
Source: RefSeq, a predicted model, not a curated record
CGUGUAUUUUAUAUGAUUUUUUUGUUUUGUUUUGUUUUUGUGUAGGCGGCCUAUCGGCUCGGGUCUUUUACGUGCCUAAUAGAAGGCUAUCAGCUUACCAAGGAUUGGCUUUCGAUAAAUUCGACAUUUAUCUGUGUUAACUAACGCUAACUUAACUCAAAAGUUCGUGAACAACAACAAUGAUUUCCAAUGCGGAAUUACUCACAGAAUUCAGAGGAGCUAAAUAGGUUUACCUGGGUGCGACCAGAUGAAGCCUCCCAGCACUUUGAUACCUGUCUCUAACAAGCAAUCAGACGAUGGAUCGUUCGAUUGUGCUCAAAAUGGAACCUCUAGUUAUAUGGAAGAGAAAGCGAGACCGGAUGAAGGAGCAUCUCCAGCACCCUCCCUCCUGUCUGUAAAGAGUGAUGAGUCAAUGGAUAGACCCAUUGCGUUCAACCAUGCAGUACGAAGUUACAUGGGAGAGAAGGCGAGACCAGAUGAAGCACCAUCUCCAGCACUCUCACACCUUUCUAUGAAAAGUGAUCAGUCAAUGGAUUGGCCAAUUGCAUUCAGCAAUAAAACUCUUAGUUACAAUGGUCUAAGACCAGAUGAGGCAGCAUCUCCUGUAACUUCAUACUUCUCUUUAAAAAGCAACCAAUCAAUGGAUCGAACGAUUGCAUUCAAAGACAGAACUCAGCCUUACAGUGUCAAACGUCAGAGACCAGAUGAAGCACCAUCUCCAGCACUCUCACACCUUUCUAUGAAAAGUGAUCAGUCAAUGGAUCGCCCAAUUUCAUUCAGCAAUAAAACCCCUAGUUACAAUGGUCUAAGACCAGAUGAGGCAGCAUCUCCUGUAACUUCAUACUUCUCUUUAAAAAGCAACCAAUCAAUGGAUCGAACGAUUGCAUUCAAAGACAGAACUCAGCCUUACAGUGUCAAACGUCUGCGACCAGAUGAAGCAGCAUCUCCAGCACCCUCACUCCUGUCUGUAAAGAGUGAAGAGUCAAUGGAUAGGCCUAUAGCGUUCAAAAGUGGACCGGAAAGUUACAUGGGAGAGAACACACUUUCAGCCACUCUUCUGACAGAGGAUCACUACAAAUGCCCAGUGUGCACAGAGGUCUAUAAGGAUCCAGUUUCAAUCCCCUGUGGACACAGUUACUGCAAACUCUGCAUCGAGAUCUACUGGAGCAAACCGACUCAAGCUGGAGGUUACGCUUGUCCUCAGUGCAGAAAGAGGUUCAGAGGUCGUCCAGUGUUGAGUGUAAAUGUUGCUUUGUCUAAACUGAUUGAGGAACUCCAGAAGGCAGGAUUUAGUCCAGCUCUUCCAGCUCAAUGUUAUGCUGGACCUGAAGAUGUGGCCUGUGAUAUCUGUCCUGAGAUGAAGCUCAAAGCUGUUAAAUUCUGUUUGACCUGCACUGCGUCUUACUGUGAGACGCACAUCAGACAACACUACACAGUACCAGCACUGCAGAGACAUAACCUGGUGGAGGCUACCAUACCAAUACAAGACAGUAAGGACAUCAAGGAGAUCAAAGAGCUUCAAGUUAGAGUCAUCGAAGAGAUUUCAAGGGAUGAAAAGGUUGAAAAUGUUAAUCCCGCUAAGUGCUUCUACAGUGGAUUUUCCUAUAAUGAUUUACCUGUGGAUGUAACUGAGAUUACGGCACUUGGUCGUCCUUUGGAUCUUGGAAUGUUUUAUGACUGUCGGAAUGAUUCAUUUAUUUCAGACGGUAACCUUUGGGAUAACCAUACUGUAACAAGUAACAGAAUAUCUUGGCCCCUACUGAAAGCACAUCUAAAGGUUUUGGAAGAUGACUCCCUUCCGGAGAGAUGCAAAGCAUUUGAAAUGUCACCUAUGUUACGAGUAAGUGCUCUGUGUGGACUGAUGGUACUAAGUGGGGCUGCAGCCUUUCUGAAUCACCCAGUUCAGUCUCAACAUCACGACAGAUUUACACUACACUAUAAAACCACCACCAGACUAGACAUGAUCAGCCAAAGACUGUUACAGGAAGGAGCUCCUACCUCAGUGAUUAAUGCAACCACAGCAACACAUGUGAUCAUCGCUGUUUUCUAUGGAGCCCAAGCAUUCUUUGUUUUUGAUGAUAAGAGAAUCAGCACAGAGAAAAAUACAGAAAUGGAAAAUGUUAUCAAGAAACUCACCACUACCUUCAGUGCACAAGAUGUGUUCUCAAGUCUCAAUGAAACUGAAAAGGCAAACUGUAGUUUAUAUGACUGCAGUAUGUACAUUGACGUAGAUGAUUGGAAGAGUCCAGUGUCUUUUGAUAAGGCUGUGGACAUCUACGGUUCUCUGCCGACACUGCUUGGAUCCAAAGGUGAGAGAGCGGUUCCUCAAAAGGUCUGGCUGUAUCCUCUGAAGAGACUGGACAGGAGCUCAGUGUGUGCCGCUCUGAGUGGAGUCAGUGAAAACUUGAUGCAACAAGCUGAGAAUAUUCUAGAACAUCUGAGAAAACAGAUCAGGGUCUGUCAGGACAUGAUAACAGACUAUGUUAAUCUGACUGUGAUUACUCGGUUUCCUGCUUUGCAAGAACAAUUUCAAAACUUUUCAGAAUUUCUACAAGAGUACAUGUCAGAUUUUCAGAGAAAAGCUGCUGAGAUUAUUAAAUCCAUAAAUGUCAAGGAAGCAGAAGGAGAGAAGAGUUUUCAAGAACUCAUCAGUAACUGUGUUCAGUCUCCAUUCAAUCCAGAGAACACACAUCAUUGGCUUGAAAAGAAGAAAACUGAUCUGGCAGUUUUAAAUGAGUGCAGAGCAGCGAACAUUACCAUUGUAAAAUCACAGGAGGAGCUUCAGCGUGUCAUUAAUGAUCCUUGUAUGAGCAGAGUGUUCUGCUUCACUAUUUCAUCAAUGGAGGAUGAUUUUCUCACAACUCUGAAGCAGCACAUUCAAUUAAUGAAAAACUGCACAUUGACCAUGUCUGAUUGCAUAAAGCUAGAAGAUUCAGUGCGGUCAGUAAAGCCUGUUUGUGUCAGUCAGAAAGUAUUUUCUGACUUAAAAGUAUUUAUUGCUGCCAAAGAAACAAAUGAAGAUGCAAUGCAAACCAAGUUCAUUGCUGCAUUUGUACCUGAUGAUGGUUUUCACUGUGUGCGGUUUUACCAUGCUGGAAUCAUUAUGAGCAGAAAUAUGAAACUUCAAACAAAGCCAAAUCUUAUCCAAAUAUCUCAAAUAAAACACAGUAGCAUGUCCUUAAAAAUGAAUAAAACACAAAACAGAAGCAUUGAGAGUUGUUUGGUGGAGUACAGAGCUCUGGGUGAUGAUGGAAUGAACAACACUUGGAAACAGAUCUUUUUUGACACCAAAUCUGUUAAGGAAACCUUCAUUAUUUCAGGACUUACACCAGGCAAAAGAUUUCAGCUGAGGUAUUCAGUGAUUGAAAAUGGCUGUAUGAGUAACUUCAGCAAGAUUAUGAACUUUCAUACAGCUCUUGCAGCAAUACCUGGACAACCCUUGGUGAAUAAACUGAACAGAAACACUCUCAGAUUUGUCUGGCAGAGAGCUGAAGCUGAUGAAGAUUGUCCAGUGCUGCAGUAUAUGGUUGAGUACAAAGAAGCAGGACUGGAGGGCUGGUCAUCAGUACUAACACAAGGACCUCAGUGUGAAUGUACAUUAACUGUUCCUUACAGCACCUGCUAUAGAGUCAGAGUCUCAGCUGUCUAUGAGGACGUCACCAGUGAACCCAGUGAGGAAACACCAGUACCAGUUGACGUCUUGUCCAUAAAGCUCUCAAAGAGAAAGAUCUCCAUCCUCCUAGAAGUGCUGAAACUGCAGACAGAGAAGAAACCAGUAGAGCUGAUAGACUGGACAGAUGAAGAGAGUGAAGUGUGGGGAUUCCUCCAGUGUCUGCCCUACAUCUCACAGCUCAGAUUUUCUGGCAUUAUCUACAUGAAGAGAGAAACUGCUGUGAAGUUUCUGCUGGAUCUGUUUGUUUCAGCUUCAGAGUUUGAUGCAAAUACAGAAGAAAAUUACACUGAACUAUUAACAUCUGUGUGCAGUUACACAUCUUUCCCCUGUGAUGAGGAUAAUUGUUAUACCUGGACUCAGUGUGAUUUCCUGCUGGAUCUGUGUUCACAUGUGAAGGACUAUGAGACUCAAACAGGCAGGAGUGUCCUUCCAGCAUUACAGCCAGUUUAUCAGUCAGCUCCUGCAGUCUGGAUCAUAAAGCUCUCAGAGAGAAAGAUCUCCAUCCUCCUAGAAGUGCUGAAACUGCAGACAGAGAAGAAACCAGUAAAGCUGAGAGACUGGACAGGUGAAGAGAGUGAAGUGAGGGGAUUCCUCCAGUGUCUGCCCUACAUCUCACAGCUCAGAUUUGUUAAACCACAGAAUAACUCAUCUGAAUCAUGGGAGAAAAGAAAGAGAUCUUUUAUUCUGGAUUUGUGUCUGCAAGCUGCUCUCCACCAGAAAGAGACAAUAGAAGAAACUGUGAAGAAACUGUUGUCAUCUGUGAAUUAUGAGAGAUGUGAUUUCCUGCUGGAUCUGUGGUCACAUGUGAAGGACUAUGAGACUCAAACAGGCAGGAGUGUCCUUCCAGCAUUACAGCCAGUUUAUCAGUCAGCUCCUGCAGUCUGGAGAAUAAAGCUCUCAGAGAGAAAGAUCUCCAUCCUCCUAGAAGUGCUGAAACUGCAGACAGAGAAGAAACCAGUAGAUCUGAUAGACUGGACAGAUGAAGAGAGUGAAGUGAGGGGAUUCCUCCAGUGUCUGCCCUACAUCUCACAGCUCAGAUUUGUUGAACCACAGAAUAACUCAUCUGAAUCAUGGGAGAAAAGAAAGAGAUCUUUCAUACUGGAUUUGUGUCUGCAAGCUGCUCUCCACCAGAAAGAGACAAUAGAAGAAACUGUGGAGAAACUGUUGUCAUCUGUGAAUUAUGAGAGAUGUGAUUUCCUGCUGGAUCUGUGUUCACAUGUGAAGGACUAUGAGACUCAAACAGGCAGGAGUGUCCUUCCAGCAUUACAGUCAGUUUAUCAGUCAGCUCCUGCAGUCUGGAUCAUAGAUCUCUCAGAGAGAAAGAUCUCCAUCCUCCUAGAAGUGCUGAAACUGCAGACAGAGAAGAAACCAGUAGAUCUGAUAGACUGGACAGAUGAAGAGAGUGAAGUGAGGGGAUUCCUCCAGUGUCUGCCCUACAUCUCACAACUCAGAUUUUCUGACAUUAUCGACGGGAAAAGAGAAACUGCUGUAAAGUUUCUGCUGAAUCUGUUUGUUUCAGCUUCAGAGUUUGAUGCAAAUACAGAAGAAAAUUACACUGAACUAUUAACAUCUGUGUGCAGCUACACAUCUUUCCCCUAUGAUGAGAAUCAUUGUUAUACCUGGACUCAGUGUGAUUUCCUGCUGGAUCUGUGGUCACAUGUGAAGGACUAUGAGACUCAAACAGGCAGGAGUGUCCUUCCAGCGUUACAGCCAGUUUAUCAGUCAGCUCCUGCAGUCUGGAUCAUAGAUCUCUCAGAGAGAAAGAUCUCCAUCCUCCUAGAAGUGCUGAAACUGCAGACAGAGAAGAAACCAGUAGAUCUGAGAGACUGGACAGAUGAAGAGAGUGAAGUGAGGGGAUUCCUCCAGUGUCUGCCCUACAUCUCACAGCUCAGAUUUUCUGGCAUUAUCGACGGGAAGAGAAAAACUGCUGUAAAGUUUCUGCUGAAUCUGUUUGUUUCAGCUUCAGAGUUUGAUGCAAAUACAGAAGAAAAUUACACUGAACUAUUAACAUCUGUGUGCAGUUACACAUCUUUCCCCUAUGAUGAGAAUAAUUGUUAUACCUGGACUCAAUGUGAUUUCCUGCUGGAUCUGUGGUCACAUGUGAAGGACUAUGAGACUCAAACAGGCAGGAGUGUCCUUCCAGCAUUACAGUCAGUUUAUCAGUCAGCUCCUGCAGUCUGGAGAAUAAAGCUCUCAGAGAGAAAGAUCUCCAUCCUCCUAGAAGUGCUGAAACUGCAGACAGAGAAGAAACCAGUAGAUCUGAUAGACUGGACAGAUGAAGAGAGUGAAGUGAGGGGAUUCCUCCAGUGUCUGCCCUACAUCUCACAGCUCAGAUUUUCUGGCAUUAUCGACAGGAAGAGAGAAACUGCUGUAAAGUUUCUGCUGAAUCUGUUUGUUUCAGCUUCAGAGUUUGAUGCAAAUACAGAAGAAAAUUACACUGAACUAUUAACAUCUGUGUGCAGUUACACAUCUUUCCCCUUUGAUGAGAAUAAUUGUUAUAUCUGGACUCAGUGUGAUUUCCUGCUGGAUCUGUGGUCACAUGUGAAGUACUAUAAAACUCAAACAGGCAGGAGUGUCCUUCCAGCAUUACAGCCAGUUUAUCAGUCAGCUCCUGCAGUCUGGAGAAUAAAUCUCUCAGAGAGAAAGAUCUCCAUCCUCCUAGAAGUGCUGAAACUGCAGACAGAGAAGAAACCAGUAGAUCUGAUAGACUGGACAGAUGAAGAGAGUGAAGUGAGGGGAUUCCUCCAGUGUCUGCCCUACAUCUCACAGCUCAGAUUUUCUGGCAUUAUCGACGGGAAGAGAGAAACUGCUGUAAAGUUUCUGCUGAAUCUGUUUGUUUCAGCUUCAGAGUUUGAUGCAAAUACAGAAGAAAAUUACACUGAACUAUUAACAUCUGUGUGCAGUUACACAUCUUUCCCCUAUGAUGAGAAUAAUUGUUAUACCUGGACUCAGUGUGAUUUCCUGCUGGAUCUGUGUUCACAUGUGAAGGACUAUGAGACUCAAACAGGCAGGAGUGUCCUUCCAGCAUUACAGCCAGUUUAUCAGUCAGCUCCUGCAGUCUGGAGAAUAAAGCUCUCAGAGAGAAAGAUCUCCAUCCUCCUAGAAGUGCUGAAACUGCAGACAGAGAAGAAACCAGUAGAGCUGAUAGACUGGACAGAUGAAGAGAGUGAAGUGAGGGGAUUCCUCCAGUGUCUGCCCUACAUCUCACAGCUCAGAUUUUCUGACAUUAGCGACGGGAAGAGAGAAACUGCUGUGAAGUUUCUGCUGAAUCUGUUUGUUUCAACAUCAGAGUUUGAUGCAAAUACAGAAGAAAAUUACACUGAACUAUUAACAUCUGUGUGCAGUUACACAUCUUUCCCCUGUGAUGAGAAUAAUUGUUAUACCUGGACUCAGUGUGAUUUCCUGCUGGAUCUGUGUUCACAUGUGAAGGACUAUGAGACUCAAACAGGCAGGAGUGUCCUUCCAGCAUUACAGCCAGUUUAUCAGUCAGCUCCUGCAGUCUGGAGAAUAAAUCUCUCAGAGAGAAAGAUCUCCAUCCUCCUAGAAGUGCUGAAACUGCAGACAGAGAAUAAACCAGUAGAUCUGAUAGACUGGACAGAUGAAGAGAGUGAAGUGAGGGGAUUCCUCCAGUGUCUGCCCUACAUCUCACAGCUCAGAUUUGUUGAACAAAAUAAAUCAUCUGAAUCAUGGGAGAAAAGAAAGAGAUUAUUAAAACUGGAUUUGUGUCUGCAAGCUGCUCUCCACCAGAAAGAGACAAUAGAAGAAACUGUGAAGAAACUGUUGUCAUCUGUGAAUUAUGAGAGAUGUGAUUUCCUGUUGGAUCUGUGGUCACAUGUGAAGGACUAUGAGACUCAAACAGGCAGGAGUGUCCUUCCAGCAUUACAGCCAGUUUAUCAGUCAGCUCCUGCAGUCUGGAUCAUAAAGCUCUCAGAGAGAAAGAUCUCCAUCCUCCUAGAAGUGCUGAAACUGCAGACAGAGAAGAAACCAGUAGAGCUGAUAGACUGGACAGAUGAAGAGAGUGAAGUGAGGGGAUUCCUCCAGUGUCUGCCCUACAUCUCACAGCUCAGAUUUGUUGAACCACAGAAUAACUCAUCUGAAUCAUGGGAGAAAAGAAAGAGAUCUUUCCUACUGGAUUUGUGUCUGCAAGCUGUUCUCCACCAGGAAGAGACAAUAGAAGAAACUGUGAAGAAACUGUUGUCGUCUGUGUAUUAUGAGAGAUGUGAUUUCCUGCUGGAUCUGUGGUCACAUGUGAAGGACUAUGAGACUCAAACAGGCAGGAGUGUCCUUCCAGCAUUACAGCCAGUUUAUCAGUCAGCUCCUGCAGUCUGGAGAAUAAAUCUCUCAGAGAGAAAGAUCUCCAUCCUCCUAGAAGUGCUGAAACUGCAGACAGAGAAGAAACCAGUAGAGCUGAUAGACUGGACAGAUGAAGAGAGUGAAGUGAGGGGAUUCCUCCAGUGUCUGCCCUACAUCUCACAGCUCAGAUUUUCUGGCAUUAGCGACGGGAAGAGAGAAACUGCUGUAAAGUUUCUGCUGAAUCUGUUUGUUUCAGCAUCAGAGUUUGAUGCAAAUACAGAAGAAAAUUACACUGAACUAUUAACAUCUGUGUGCAGUUACACAUCUUUCCCCUGUGAUGAGAAUAAUUGUCAUACCUGGAUUCAGUGUGAUUUCCUGCUGGAUCUGUGUUCACAUGUGAAGGACUAUGAGACUCAAACAGGCAGGAGUGUCCUUCCAGCAUUACAGUCAGUUUAUCAGUCAGCUCCUGCAGUCUGGAUAAUAAAGCUCUCAGAGAGAAAGAUCUCCAUCCUCCUAGAAGUGCUGAAACUGCAGACAGAGAAGAAACCAGUAGAGCUGAUAGACUGGACAGAUGAAGAGAGUGAAGUGAGGGGAUUCCUCCAGUGUCUGCCCUACAUCUCACAGCUCAGAAUUGAUGAAGAUGCUUUAGAGAUGAACGAAUCUGCUGCCCAGUUUCUGCUGAGUCUGACUGUUGCAGCUUCAACAUGUGUUACAACUACAGGAGAGAAUUACAUUGAGCUUUUAACAUCUGUGUGCAGCUACAGAUCAUUUCUCUGUUAUGAUGAUUAUGAUGAUGAUGAUGAUUAUGAGCAUCAGGUUGAUCAGUGUGAUUUCCUGCUGGAUCUGUGUUCACAUGUGAAGGACUAUGAGACUCAAACAGGCAGGAGUGUCCUUCCAGCAUUACAGUCAGUUUAUCAGUCAGCUCCUGCAGUCUGGAGAAUAAAUCUCUCAGAGAGAAAGAUCUCCAUCCUCCUAGAAGUGCUGAAACUGCAGACAGAGAAGAAACCAGUAGAGCUGAUAGACUGGACAGAUGAAGAGAGUGAAGUGAGGGGAUUCCUCCAGUGUCUGCCCUACAUCUCACAGCUCAGAUUUGUUGAACCACAGAAUAACUCAUCUGAAUCAUGGGAGAAAAGAAAGAGAUCUUUCAUACUGGAUUUGUGUCUGCAAGCUGUUCUCCACCAGAAAGAGACAAUAGAAGAAACUGUGAAGAAACUGUUGUCAUCUGUGUAUUAUGAGAGAUGUGAUUUCCUGCUGGAUCUGUGGUCACAUGUGAAGGACUAUGAGACUCAAACAGGCAGGAGUGUCCUUCCAGCAUUACAGCCAGUUUAUCAGUCAGCUCCUGCAGUCUGGAUCAUAAAGCUCUCAGAGAGAAAGAUCUCCAUCCUCCUAGAAGUGCUGAAACUGCAGACAGAGAAGAAACCAGUAGAUCUGAGAGACUGGACAGAUGAAGAGAGUGAAGUGAGGGGAUUCCUCCAGUGUCUGCCCUACAUCUCACAGCUCAGAAUUGAUGAAGAUGCUUUAGAGAUGAACGAAUCUGCUGCCCAGUUUCUGCUGAAUCUGACUGUUGCAGCUUCAACAUGUGUUACAACUACAGGAGAGAAUUACAUUGAGCUUUUAACAUCUGUGUGCAGCUACAGAUCAUUUAUCCGUUAUGAUGAUGAUGAUGAUUGGCUUUAUAAUGAGGACUGUCAGGUUGAACACUCUAAUUUCCUGCUGGAUCUGUGGUCACAUGUGAAGGACUAUGAGACUCAAACAGGCAGGAGUGUCCUUCCAGCAUUACAGUCAGUUUAUCAGUCAGCUCCUGCAGUCUGGAUAAUAAAGCUCUCAGAGAGAAAGAUCUCCAUCCUCCUAGAAGUGCUGAAACUGCAGACAGAGAAGAAACCAGUAGAUCUGAUAGACUGGACAGAUGAAGAGAGUGAAGUGAGGGGAUUCCUCCAGUGUCUGCCCUACAUCUCACAGCUCAGAUUUUCUGGUAUUAUCGACGGGAAGAGAGAAACUGCUGUAAAGUUUCUGCUGAAUCUGUUUGUUUCAGCAUCAGAGUUUGAUGCAAAUACAGAAGAAAAUCACACUGAACUAUUAACAUCUGUGUGCAGUUACACAUCUUUCCCCUUUGAUGAGAAUUAUUAUGAAGAAACUGAGGAUACAAUUUAUCAGUGUGAUUUCCUGCUGGAUCUGUGGUCACAUGUGAAGGACUAUGAGACUCAAACAGGCAGGAGUGUCCUUCCAGCAUUACAGUCAGUUUAUCAGUCAGCUCCUGCAGUCUGGAUCAUAAAGCUCUCAGAGAGAAAGAUCUCCAUCCUCCUAGAAGUGCUGAAACUGCAGACAGAGAAGAAACCAGUAGAUCUGAUAGACUGGACAGAUGAAGAGAGUGAAGUGAGGGGAUUCCUCCAGUGUCUGCCCUACAUCUCACAGCUCAGAUUUUCUGGCAUUAUUGACGGGAAGAGAGAAACUGCUGAAAAGUUUCUGCUGAAUCUGUUUGUUUCAACAUCAGAGUUUGAUGCAAAUACAGAAGAAAAUUACACUGAACUAUUAACAUCUGUGUGCAGUUACACAUCUUUCCCCUAUGAUGAGAAUAAUUGUUAUACCGGGACUCAGUGUGAUUUCCUGCUGGAUCUGUGGUCACAUGUGAAGGACUAUGAGACUCAAACAGGCAGGAGUGUCCUUCCAGCAUUACAGCCAGUUUAUCAGUCAGCUCCUGCAGUCUGGAUCAUAGAUCUCUCACAGAGAAAGAUCUCCAUCCUCCUAGAAGUGCUGAAACUGCAGACAGAGAAGAAACCAGUAGAUCUGAUAGACUGGACAGAUGAAGAGAGUGAAGUGAGGGGAUUCCUCCAGUGUCUGCCCUACAUCUCACAGCUCAGAAUUGAUGAAGAUGCUUUAGAGAUGAACGAAUCUGCUGCCCAGUUUCUGCUGAGUCUGACUGUUGCAGCUUCAACAUGUGUUACAACUACAGGAGAUAAUUACAUUGAGCUUUUAACAUCUGUGUGCAGCUACAGAUCAUUUAUCCGUUAUGAUGAUGAUGAUGAUGAUGAUGAGCAUCAGGUUGAACACUGUGAUUUCCUGCUGGAUCUGUGUUCACAUGUGAAGGACUAUGAGACUCAAACAGGCAGGAGUGUCCUUCCAGCAUUACAGUCAGUUUAUCAGUCAGCUCCUGCAGUCUGGAGAAUAAAUCUCUCAGAGAGAAAGAUCUCCAUCCUCCUAGAAGUGCUGAAACUGCAGACAGAGAAGAAACCAGUAGAUCUGAGAGACUGGACAGAUGAAGAGAGUGAAGUGAGGGGAUUCCUCCAGUGUCUGCCCUACAUCUCACAGCUCAGAUUUGUUGAACCACAGAAUAACUCAUCUGAAUCAUGGGAGAAAAGAAAGAGAUCUUUCCUACUGGAUUUGUGUCUGCAAGCUGUUCUCCACCAGAAAGAGACAAUAGAAGAAACUGUGAAGAAACUGUUGUCAUCUGUGAAUUAUGAGAGAUGUGAUUUUCUGCUGGAUCUGUGUUCACAUGUGAAGGACUAUGAGACUCAAACAGGCAGGAGUGUCCUUCCAGCAUUACAGCCAGUUUAUCAGUCAGCUCCUGCAGUCUGGAGAAUAAAGCUCUCAGAGAGAAAGAUCUCCAUCCUCCUAGAAGUGCUGAAACUGCAGACAGAGAAGAAACCAGUAGAGCUGAUAGACUGGACAGAUGAAGAGAGUGAAGUGAGGGGAUUCCUCCAGUGUCUGCCCUACAUCUCACAGCUCAGAAUUGAUGAAGAUGCUUUAGAGAUGAACGAAUCUGCUGCCCAGUUUCUGCUGAGUCUGACUGUUGCAGCUUCAACAUGUGUUACAACUACAGGAGAGAAUUACAUUGAGCUUUUAACAUCUGUGUGCAGCUACAGAUCAUUUAUCUGCUUUGACAUUGAUGAGAUUUAUGAUGAGAAUCAGGUUGAUCACUGUGAUUUCCUGCUGGAUCUGUGUUCACAUGUGAAGGACUAUGAGACUCAAACAGGCAGGAGUGUCCUUCCAGCAUUACAGCCAGUUUAUCAGUCAGCUCCUGCAGUCUGGAUCAUAAAGCUCUCAGAGAGAAAGAUCUCCAUCCUCCUAGAAGUGCUGAAACUGCAGACAGAGAAGAAACCAGUAGAUCUGAUAGACUGGACAGAUGAAGAGAGUGAAGUGAGGGGAUUCCUCCAGUGUCUGCCCUACAUCUCACAGCUCAGAUUUUCUGGUAUUAUCGACGGGAAGAGAGAAACUGCUGUAAAGUUUCUGCUGAAUCUGUUUGUUUCAGCUUCAGAGUUUGAUGCAAAUACAGAAGAAAAUUACACUGAACUAUUAACAUCUGUGUGCAGCUACACAUCUUUCCCCUAUGAUGAGAAUAAUUGUUAUACCUGGACUCAGUGUGAUUUCCUGCUGGAUCUGUACUCACCUGUGAAGGACUAUGAGACUCAAACAGGCAGGAGUGUCCUUCCAGCAUUACAGCCAGUUUAUCAGUCAGCUCCUGCAGUCUGGAUCAUAUAUCUCUCAGAGAGAAAGAUCUCCAUCCUCCUAGAAGUGCUGAAACUGCAGACAGAGAAGAAACCAGUAGAGCUGAGAGACUGGACAGAUGAAGAGAGUGAAGUGAGGGGAUUCCUCCAGUGUCUGCCCUACAUCUCACAGCUCAGAUUUGUUAAACUACAGAAUAACUCAUCUGAAUCAUGGGAGAAAAGAAAGAGAUCUUUCAUACUGGAUUUGUGUCUGCAAGCUGUUCUCCACCAGAAAGAGACAAUAGAAGAAACUGUGAAGAAACUGUUGUCAUCUGUGAAUUAUGAGAGAUGUGAUUUUCUGCUGGAUCUGUGUUCACGUGUGAAGGACUAUGAGUAUCAAACAGGCAGGAGUGUCCUUCCAGCAUUACAGCCAGUUUAUCAGUCAGCUCCUGCAGUCUGGAGAAUAAAGCUCUCAGAGAGAAAGAUCUCCAUCCUCCUAGAAGUGCUGAAACUGCAGACAGAGAAGAAACCAGUAGAUCUGAGAGACUGGACAGAUGAAGAGAGUGAAGUGAGGGGAUUCCUCCAGUGUCUGCCCUACAUCUCACAGCUCAGAUUUUCUGGCAUUAGCGACGGGAAGAGAGAAGCUGCUGUGAAGAUUCUGCUGAAUCUGUUUGUUUCAACAUCAGAGUUUGAUGCAAAUACAGAAGAAAAUUACACUGAACUAUUAACAUCUGUGUGCAGUUACACAUCUUUCCCCUAUGAUGAGGAUAAUUGUUAUGCUGAGUAUCAGUGUGAUUUCCUGCUGGAUCUGUGGUCACAUGUGAAGGACUAUGAGACUCAAACAGGCAGGAGUGUCCUUCCAGCAUUACAGUCAGUUUAUCAGUCAGCUCCUGCAGUCUGGAGAAUAAAGCUCUCAGAGAGAAAGAUCUCCAUCCUCCUAGAAGUGCUGAAACUGCAGACAGAGAAGAAACCAGUAGAUCUGAGAGACUGGACAGAUGAAGAGAGUGAAGUGAGGGGAUUCCUCCAGUGUCUGCCCUACAUCUCACAGCUCAGAUUUUCUGACAUUAGCGACGGGAAGAGAGAAACUGCUGUAAAGUUUCUGCUGAAUCUGUUUGUUUCAGCAUCAGAGUUUGAUGCAAAUACAGAAGAAAAUUACACUGAACUAUUAACAUCUGUGUGCAGUUACACAUCUUUCCCCUAUGAUGAGGAUAAUUAUGAAGAAACUGAGUUUGAAAUUUAUCAGUGUGAUUUCCUGCUGGAUCUGUGUUCACAUGUGAAGGACUAUGAGACUCAAACAGGCAGGAGUGUCCUUCCAGCAUUACAGUCAGUUUAUCAGUCAGUUCCUGCAGUCUGGAUCAUAGAUCUCUCAGAGAGAAAGAUCUCCAUCCUCCUAGAAGUGCUGAAACUGCAGACAGAGAAGAAACCAGUAGAUCUGAGAGACUGGACAGAUGAAGAGAGUGAAGUGAGGGGAUUCCUCCAGUGUCUGCCCUACAUCUCACAGCUCAGAUUUUCUGGCAUUCUCUACAUGGAGAGAGAAGCUGCUGUGAAGAUUCUGCUGAAUCUGUUUGUUUCAGCAUCAGAGUUUGAUGCAAAUACAGAAGAAAAUUACACUGAACUAUUAACAUCUGUGUGCAGUUACACAUCUUUCCCCUAUGAUGAUAAUUAUUAUGAUGCUGAGUAUCAGUGUGAUUUCCUGCUGGAUCUGUGUUCACAUGUGAAGGACUAUGAGACUCAAACAGGCAGGAGUGUCCUUCCAGCAUUACAGCCAGUUUAUCAGUCAGCUCCUGCAGUCUGGAUCAUAGAUCUCUCAGAGAGAAAGAUCUCCAUCCUCCUAGAAGUGCUGAAACUGCAGACAGAGAAGAAACCAGUAGAUCUGCUAGACUGGACAGAUGAAGAGAGUGAAGUGAGGGGAUUCCUCCAGUGUCUGCCCUACAUCUCACAGCUCAGAUUUACCCAACCAGAGACAAGAUCCUGUGAAGAAUGGGAGAAACAAAAGCGGUCUCUUUUUUUAAAUCUGUGUCUGCAAGCUGCUCUAACAGAUACACAAGGCACCACAGAGAUGACUGUAGAAUCACUGCUGUCUCUUCAGGAAUAUGAGAGAUGUGAUUUCCUGCUGGAUCUGUGUUCACAUGUGAAAGACUAUGAGACUCAAACAGGCAGGAGUGUCCUUCCAGCAUUACAGCCAGUUUAUCAGUCAGCUCCUGCAGUCUGGAGCAUAAACCUCUCAGAGAGAAAGAGCUCCAUCCUCCUAGAAGUGCUGAAACUGCAGACAGAGAUGAAACCAGUAGAGCUGAUAGACUGGACAGAUGAAGAGAGUGAAGUGAGGGGAUUCCUCCAGUGUCUGCCCUACAUCUCACAGCUCAGAUUUGCACAACAUGUGUUUAAUGGACAGAGGAAACUGGGAGCUGUACAGUAUCUAAGGAAUCUGAUUGUUACAGCUUCAGAGCUUAAAACAACUUCUGGAGAAAUUUUUGCUGAGCUAUCUGUGUGUAACUACACAUCCUUCCCUUUUAAUGAGGAGAAUUGUGAUGAGUAUAUGUAUCAGAUUCUUCAGUGUGAUUUUCUGCUGGAUCUGUGGUCACUUGUGAAGGACUAUGAGACUCAAACAGGCAGAAGUGUCCUUCCAGCAUUACAGUCAGUUUAUCAGUCAGCUCCUGCAGUCUGGAGAAUAAAUCUCUCAGAGAGAAAGAUCUCCAUCCUCCUAGAAGUGCUGAAACUGCAGACAGAGAAGAAACCAGUAGAGCUGAGAGACUGGACAGAUGAAGAGAGUGAAGUGAGGGGAUUCCUCCAGUGUCUGCCCUACAUCUCACAGCUCAGAGUUUCUCCACCACAAAUGCAAGAAGAAUCCUUUAAAGAUUGGGAAAAAAGAAAGAGAUCAUCUCUACUUAAUCUGUGUUUGCAAGCAGCUCUUGUCCAAUAUGAAAACCCUGAGACAAAUAUAGAGAUACUGCUAUCAUCUGUUCUUUAUGAGAAAUGUGACUUCCUGCUGGAUCUGUACUCCCAUAUGAAGGACUAUGAGACUCAAACAGGGAGGAGUGUCCUUCCAGCAUUACAGCCAGUUUAUCAGUCAGCUCCUGCAGUCUGGUGUGUAUAUCUCUCAGAGAGAAAGAGCUCCAUCCUCCUAGAAGUGCUGAAACUGCAGACAGAGAAGAAACCAGUAGAGCUGAGAGACUGGACAGAUGAAGAGAGUGAAGUGAGGGGAUUCCUCCAGUGUCUGCCCUACAUCUCACAAUUGAGCUUCUAUAAAGAUGUUAUAUAUUUUGAAAAGGAGAAGAAAUCAGCCUUUCAGUUUUUGCUUAAUUUGAGUGUUGCGGCAUCAGAAUCUGCUGGGAAGGAAUUCACUGAACUGUUAAAAUCUGUGUUCAGCUACACAUCUUUCCCCUGUGUUGAAAAUAUGAAUUAUCAUAUUGGCCAAUGUGAUUUCCUGCUGGAUCUGUGUUCACAUGUGAAGGACUAUGAGACUCAAACAGGCAGGAGUGUCCUUCCAGCAUUACAGCCAGUUUAUCAGUCAGCUCCUGCAGUCUGGAUCAUAGAUCUCUCAGAGAGAAAGAUCUCCAUCCUCCUAGAAGUGCUGAAACUGCAGACAGAGAAGAAACCAGUAGAUCUGAUAGACUGGACAGAUGAAGAGAGUGAAGUGAGGGGAUUCCUCCAGUGUCUGCCCUACAUCUCACUGCUCAGAUUUACCCAACCAGAGAUGAGAUCCUAUGAAGAAUGGGAGAAACAAAAGCGGUCUCUUUUUUUAACUCUGUGUCUGCAAGCUGCUCUAACAGAUACACAAGGCACCACAGAGAUGACUGUAGAAUCACUGCUGUCUCUUCAGGAAUAUGAGAGAUGUGAUUUCCUGCUGGAUCUGUGUUCACAUGUGAAGGACUAUGAGACUCAAACAGGCAGGAGUGUCCUUCCAGCAUUACAGUCAGUUUAUCAGUCAGCUCCUGCAGUCUGGAGAAUAAAUCUCUCAGAGAGAAAGAUCUCCAUCCUCCUAGAAGUGCUGAAACUGCAGACAGAGAAGAAACCAGUAGAGCUGAUAGACUGGACAGAUGAAGAGAGUGAAGUGAGGGGAUUCCUCCAGUGUCUGCCCUACAUCUCACAAUUGAGAUUUAGCCCACCAGAAAAGGAAAAAAUUGAAGAAUGGGAGAAUAGAAAGAGACUAUUUGUACUGAAUCACUGCCUGCAAGCUGCUUUUUACCUAAAGGAAACAAUAUUGAAAACGAUGGAGGCAUUACUGUCAUAUGUGAAAUAUGAGAAGUCUGAUUUCCUGCUGGAUCUGUGGUCACAUGUGAAGGACUAUGAGACUCAGACAGGCAGGAGUGUCCUUCCAGCAUUACAGCCAGUUUAUCAGUCAGCUCCUGCAGUCUGGAGAAUAAAUCUCUCAGAGAGAAAGAUCUCCAUCCUCCUAGAAGUGCUGAAACUGCAGACAAAGAAGAAACCAGUAGAUCUGAUAGACUGGACAGAUGAAGAGAGUGAAGUGAGGGGAUUCCUCCAGUGUCUGCCCUACAUCUCACAGCUCAGAUUUACCCAACCAGAGACGAGAUCCUGUGAAGAAUGGGAGAAACAAAAGCGGUCUCUUUUUUUAACUCUGUGUCUGCAAGCUGCUCUAACAGAUACACAAGGCACCACAGAGAUGACUGUAGAAUCACUGCUGUCUCUUCAGGAAUAUGAGAGAUGUGAUUUCCUGCUGGAUCUGUGUUCACAUGUGAAGGACUAUGAGACUCAAACAGGCAGAAGUGUCCUUCCAGCAUUACAGCCAGUUUAUCAGUCAGCUCCUGCAGUCUGGAGAAUAAAGCUCUCAGAGAGAAAGAUCUCCAUCCUCCUAGAAGUGCUGAAACUCCAAACAGAGAAGAAACCAGUAGAGCUGAUAGACUGGACAGAUGAAGAGAGUGAAGUGAGGGGAUUCCUCCAGUGUCUGCCCUACAUCUCACAAUUGAGAUUUAGCCCACCAGAAAAGGAAAAAAUUGAAGAAUGGGAGAAUAGAAAGAGACUAUUUGUACUGAAUCACUGCCUGCAAGCUGCUUUUUACCAAAAGGAAACAAUAUUGAAAACGAUGGAGGCAUUACUGUCAUAUGUGAAAUAUGAGAAGUCUGAUUUCCUGCUGGAUCUGUGGUCACAUGUGAAGGACUAUGAGACUCAGACAGGCAGAAGUGUCCUUCCAGCAUUACAGCCAGUUUAUCAGUCAGCUCCUGCAGUCUGGAGAAUAAAGCUCUCAGAGAGAAAGAUCUCCAUCCUCCUAGAAGUGCUGAAACUGCAGACAGAGAAGAAACCAGUAGAGCUGAUAGACUGGACAGAUGAAGAGAGUGAAGUGAGGGGAUUCCUCCAGUGUCUGCCCUACAUCUCACAGCUCAGGUUUUAUAAAGAUGUUUUAGAAGAAGGUGAGAGGAAAAGGUCUAGUCUGCUCUGCCUGCAGAUUUUAUGCGUCUGGGCAUCAGAGUAUGUUUCUGCUACUGGAGAGAAUUACAGUGAACUGUUAACAUCAGUGUGCAGCUACCCAAAUUUCCCCUGUGGAAAAAACUAUGCCUAUGAUCAGUCUGUUAAUGCAAAUCAGACUGAUCAGUCUGGUUUCCUGCUGGAUCUGCAUUCACAUAUGAAAGACUAUGAGUCUCAAACAGGCAGGAGUGUCCUUCCAGCAUUACAGCCAGUUUAUCAGUCAGCUCCUGCAGUCUGGAGAAUAAAGCUCUCAGAGAGAAAGAUCUCCAUCCUCCUAGAAGUGCUGAAACUGCAGACAGAGAAGAAACCAGUAGAGCUGAUAGACUGGACAGAUGAAGAGAGUGAAGUGAGGGGAUUCCUCCAGUGUCUGCCCUACAUCUCACAGCUCAGAUUUUCUGACGUUAUCGACGGGAAGAGAGAAACUGCUGUAAAGUUUCUGCUGAAUCUGUUUGUUUCAGCUUCAGAGUUUGAUGCAAAUACAGAAGAAAAUUACACUGAACUAUUAACAUCUGUGUGCAGCUACACAUCUUUCCCCUAUCAGGAGAAUAAUUGUUAUACCGGGACUCAGUGUGAUUUCCUGCUGGAUCUGUGGUCACAUGUGAAGGACUAUGAGACUCAAACAGGCAGGAGUGUCCUUCCAGCAUUACAGCCAGUUUAUCAGUCAGCUCCUGCAGUCUGGAGAAUAAAUCUCUCAGAGAGAAAGAUCUCCAUCCUCCUAGAAGUGCUGAAACUGCAGACAGAGAAGAAACCAGUAGAUCUGAGAGACUGGACAGAUGAAGAGAGUGAAGUGAGGGGAUUCCUCCAGUGUCUGCCCUACAUCUCACAGCUCAGGUUACCUCCUUCACAGAAUGAAUACUUGAAAGUAACUGACUGGAGAUUGAAAUUAAUGGUACUUGAUAUGUGUCUGCAAGUGCCUGUUUUAAAGAAUGAAAUCACAAAGACAUCAAUGGAUACAUUAUACUCUUACAUAUCCUAUGGAAAUUGUGAUUUCCUGUUGGAUCUGUAUUUGCAUAUGAAGGUCUAUGAGACUCAAACAGGCAGAAGUGUCCUUCCAGCAUUACAGGUCAUUUUUCAGUCAUUGUCUGCAGUCUGGAGAAUAAAUCUCUCAGAGAGAAAGAGCUCCAUCCUCCUAGAAGUGCUGAAACUGCAGACAGAGAAGAAACCAGUAGAGCUGAGAGACUGGACAGAUGAAGAGAGUGAAGUGAGGGGAUUCCUCCAGUGUCUGCCCUACAUCUCACAGCUCAGGUGAGACUCUCAUGGAAAAAUACACU